AUGGGCUCAAGAAUUUCGAGAUUUAGCUGGAUUAUCGCCACCUGGUCGACCAUUCUCGUUCUUACCAAUGAUGGGUGGCUGGCCAUUGAUAUCAGAUCCGUAAACGUGACCCAUUUUGAAACGUUUAGUCUCAAGGUAUCUCUUGUUGUCCUUUGUGAUUGGGGUCACAAGAGGAACCCGGCCAGCAACAGCCAGACCAUAACCCUUGAGCCCAAUCCAAUACCUGUGCACCAAUUCCGUACUCUCUUGAGUCAACCGGCAAACCGAGCUCCUCAUUUGCCUCAACAGUAUCACGCCCAUCGUCCUGCAGAUUGUAAGCCCGAAGCUUAUGGCCCAGCCCAAUUCCCCUGCCCUCGUGGCCACGGAGAUAGACCAAAACACCCCUACCAGCAGCUUCUAUCUGCUGCAUCGCAAGUGCCAGCUGGUUCCCGCAGUCGCAUCUGGCUGACCCAAAUAUGUCUCCAGUCAGACACUCUGAGUUUUCCGAUUCUGGAGAUUGUGUUGGCUUGUCCAACUGAAAAUUCGGCAAGAAAGCCAACCGAUCCAAAAGUUCAAGCAAUAGAUAUCAUCUUUAAAUUCUCUUGCUGCACAAAUUGCGUAAGCUUCGGCAGUCGGGCCAUAGAUCCAUCAUCAUCGACAAUUUCGCACAAAACUCCAGCAGGUUCUAAUCCAGCUAGCACAGCAAGAUCCACAGCAGCCUCUGUAUGCCCAGCUCUUUUAAGAACACCACCCUCUCGGUACUUCAACGGAAAUAUGUGCCCUGGGCGGUUGAAAUCCUCGGGCUUCGAAUCUUUUGAUGCAAGAGCCUUUAUUGUUAUUGCCCUAUCACGAGCUGAAACUCCCGUGCUUGUACCAUGUUUUGCAUCCUACAUAAAAUAUCUAUGCAAGGCAUCCGAAAACUUCCUUAACAUUUUGCUAAACCAAAAACCCUGCAAGUGCAACCCAUAA
Striga asiatica is the source of this 948-nucleotide messenger RNA. Lineage: Eukaryota; Viridiplantae; Streptophyta; Magnoliopsida; Lamiales; Orobanchaceae. The record is from the annotation of a GenBank genome assembly.